AUGGAAAUCACGGCUGGUGACCUCCCCGGCCUGCUCGCCGAUGACAACUCGGUCAAGCUUGCUGGCGUCGACGUUGACGGCAUACUCCGCGGGAAGCUCGUCUCCAAGAAGAAGUUCCUGUCCAUCGCUGAGACGGGCUUUGGCUUCUGCUCCGUUGUCUUUGGCUGGGACAUGCACGACAUGACUUACAUGCGCGAGCUCAAGGUUAGCAACAAGGAGAACGGGUACAGGGACCUCAUCGCCGUGCCAGACCUCAACUCCUUCCGCCGCAUCCCCUGGGAGAACAACGUCCCCUUCUUCCUGGUCAGCUUUCUCGACCCGGACACCGAGAAACCGAUCCCGCCAUGUCCCAGAGGCCUCCUCAGAACACAGGUAGAGAAGUUCGCGGCCCAUGGCUACGGUGCCAUGGCUGGAGCCGAGUACGAGUUCUACCAGUUCAAGGCCCCGCCGUCCGACGGCCGUCAGUCGACCGCCGCAUUCCUGCAACAGAACCCCGCUCAGUCUCUCCCGCCCCUGACCGACGGCAUGUUUGGCUACAGCCUGACGCGGCCCGUCCACAACCGAGAAUACUACUAUGAUAUCUUCAACACAUGCCAGAAAUUCAAGUGCGACAUCGAGGGAUGGCACACCGAGAGCGGGCCGGGGGUCUUUGAAGCAGCCCUCGAAUUCGGCGAAAUCAGGCAGAUGGCGGACCGCGCGAGCCUCUUCAAAUACGUCGUCAAGUCAGUGGCAACAAAGUACGGCAUCACGCCCUGCUUCAUGGCCAAGCCCAGACAGGGACUACCGGGUAACAGCGGACAUAUGCACGUCUCGCUGGUGGAUGGAAGCGGGAAGAAUCUCCUUUACCGCGGGGAGCGCGACCCGGACCCCCCAUACCCUGACGUUGCGUACCUCUCCGACGUGGGGCGGCAUUUCCUGGCCGGCGUCCUGGAGGGGCUGCCGGACGUCAUGCCCAUGGUGGCGCCCACCAUCAACAGCUACAAGCGGCUGGUCGAGAACUUCUGGGCGCCCGUCACCGUCUCGUGGGGGCUGGAGCACCGUGCCGCCUCGAUCCGCUUGAUCGCUCCACCCACGUGCAAGCCCGGCGCGACGCGGCUCGAGGUCCGGGUCGCGGGCGCCGACGCCAAUCCGUACUACGUGCUUUCCGCCAUUCUGGCGCUCGGGUGGCGCGGCGUGGAGAAGAAGCUGGAUUUCCCGUGUCCCCCGCUGGCGAGGGGCGAGGACGUUGGGGGCAGCACGGACAUGGGCGUGCGCCUGGCUAAGACCUUGCGGGAGGCCAAUGACAGGUUCACGCGUGCGGGCAGCAUCGCGAGGGAGGUGUUUGGCGACGAGUUUGUCGACCACUAUGGGGGGACGAGAGAUCAUGAGAAUCGGCUGUGGGAUGAGGCGGUGACUGACUGGUGA
Parathielavia appendiculata is the source of this 1404-nucleotide messenger RNA. RefSeq names its product glutamine synthetase/guanido kinase. Bases 1 to 1404 code for a protein of 467 amino acids. The transcript has 2 exons. Lineage: Eukaryota; Fungi; Ascomycota; Sordariomycetes; Sordariales; Chaetomiaceae. The record is from RefSeq and is a predicted model, not a curated record. Gene Ontology annotation, molecular function: glutamine synthetase activity.